AUGGAUGCGUUUUAUAUAGCUGCAUUAGAAAACUUAGAACGGCAAGAAAAUGCAGUAAACUACCGAAAGCUUAGUCACAAUGUCAUAAACAUAUUAACUCCUCAUAUGACAGAAGCAACAAGGACAUCUGCCUUAAAUAUACAGACUAAAGUAUUCAUAGCUUUGAAUUUCUUUGCAACUGGUUCCUAUCAACUUCCCUUUGGGAACAGUAAUUUAGCGAUUGUUUCCCAGCCAACUGUUUCAAGAGCGAUAUAUGAAGUAGUUAAUGCUUUGAAUCAACCAGAAAUUUUCAAAUAUUGGUGGGAAUUAAAAAUUGUACACAUAUUGGAAUAUUUCCUCCCAAAACCGAUGAUCCUGUUCAUCCUGAAUACUGAAUACAUUUAUGCAAAUAGGAAGAACUAUCAUAGCUUAAAUGUUCAGCUAGUCUGUGAUUCUGACAUGAAAAUAAUAAAUGUUUCAGCAUUAUUUCCUGGGAGUGUAAAUGAUGCUUAUAUAUGGAACAACUCUCUACUUGAACCUACACUCAGGAGAAUAUAUAAUUAUAAUCCUGAAGAAUUUUAUCUUUUGGACGAAUUGGAUAAUGGUUACCCACCGAUUGGUGGUGGUCCAAGUGUGGCCUUACAAGGUGAAAACCGAAAUUCUGUUAUUUAUAGAGAUGCCGUUGGUUAUGAGUACCAUAUGAAUUGGGAAGUACGCGAUACCAGAUAUCUACGAUGUGCCAGAAGAUACGCUGGUUGUAGAGUGACAGCACAUAUGGGGUUAGAACCAGGGGCACCAAUAAGUCUUGGAAAUCGACAACAGUUUCACCAUCCACGUUCGUUAGAUGUAAGACUAUUUCUCAAUGUAUUGAGAGAACGCGGUGGUCGAGAAAAUGCUACUCCAGCUCAAAUUUAUAAUGAAGUAGCACCACAAAAUGUAAGAGCAGCAGUUGUUGUUGGUAGACCAGCUGCCAUUCGGACUAUAGCCCGUGCUAGAGGAAGAUUGAGCCCACCAAUCCCCGAAUCUCUUCAAGAAUGGGCAGAUAUUAUAAAUCUCCGUACCAUCUGCAUAGACGGUACAUAUCAAGUGCGUCCUAAUCAUCCUGCUGACAUAGCACAACUCAUUACUGUACAAGUUAGGUUAAAUAAUGUUGCGAUUCCGAUAGUCCAUGGGUUGCUGGUAGAUUCUACAACCGAAUCAUAUUGUAGACUUCUGCAAUUCAUCCGUAAUGAUUUGCAACUUAAUUUUGAGUAUCAAAAUCUGCGUGUCAUUACGGAUUUUGAACAAGGUUUAAGGAAUGCAGUAAUGAUGGUGAUGCCUGAAAGUAUGAAUACAGGAUGUUGGUUUCAUUACAUCAGAAGUAUAAUCCGAUUCGUUCGAUCUAACCAUUUGGCAAGAUUGUGUAACACCAAUGCAAAUGCCCGAAGAAUAGUGAGAAUGUUGAUGGCUUUACCACAUUUACCAUCUGAUAUGGUAGAAUACUAUGGGAACCAGUUUUCUAUAAGCCUAGGUUUCUUGAACAUUCAAAAUUUGGUAAAUCAGUACAACUUGAACAAUGAGUUGAAUGUUCUGAUUAUAUACUUCCAGCAUUAUUGGAUGGACAUUGUGGGUCCUCCAAGAUUUUCAGUAUAUAGACUGCGGCAUAGGACCAAUAAUUUUAUUGAGUCGUACCACGCAUCACUUUUACGCCGUAUGGGACAACAUCCGCCUUUAUAA
Molecule: messenger RNA, 1695 nt
Organism: Macrosiphum euphorbiae (potato aphid)
Lineage: Eukaryota; Metazoa; Arthropoda; Insecta; Hemiptera; Aphididae
Source: the annotation of a GenBank genome assembly